Molecule: messenger RNA, 1895 nt
Organism: Cuscuta campestris
Lineage: Eukaryota; Viridiplantae; Streptophyta; Magnoliopsida; Solanales; Convolvulaceae
Source: the annotation of a GenBank genome assembly
GCUCCAUUUAUUUUUUGAGAAAUUUUGAUACUGGAGUACUUGUUGUUGUUGUAUAUUGCAGAUACAGCCAUGGGAGUCAUUAAGCUACCCAGUGGGGUAUCUUCUAGAAUUACUGCAAAACAAUUUGCAAGUAGAAAAGUUAAGAAAGCAUUUUCUGCUAAGACACUGCAAUGGAAUGCUUAUCAUCAUCACCAUGAUGGAGUUAACAACCUAAGGAAUGGAUUGAGAUUUGGAAGGGUAAAAACAUUUGGAGUUCUAAGCUCUUCUGGUUUGGAGGGUGAGUUUGCUUCAACCAGAGAGAGACUCAUUAGUGGAUCAAAUGAAGGAUCUAUGUAACUCUCUCGAAGUACCGUCAGCUCGGAGUGUCCAAAAUGAGCUCAUAAUGCUUUCUUUACCUGCUAUUGCUGGGCAGGCAAUUGAACCUUUAGCAUAGCUUAUGGAGACUGCUUAUAUUGGAAGGAUGGGUGUAUUGGAGCUGGCUUCCGCCGGGAUUUCAAUAUCAAUAUUCAACAUCAUAUCAAAGGUGUUUAACAUUCCUCUGCUCAGUGUGGCAACUUCGUUUGUUGCUGAAGACAUCUCUAAGUCUACUACAGCCGACAAGAAACAUCUUCCUUCAGUCACCACUGCCUUAGUGUUAUCUGCUGGAAUUGGCUUAUUGGAGGCUGCAGCAAUGUAUCUUAGCUCCGGACUUUUUGUGAGCCUAAUGGGUAUUCCAACAACUUCACCGAUGCACAUUCCAGCAGAGAAUUUUCUUAAACUUAGAGCACUUGGUGCUCCACCAGUUGUACUAUAUCUUGCCAUCCAAGGCAUUUUCCGGGGUUUUAAGGACACAAGGACCCCUGUAUUAUGUUUAGGGUUAGGAAACCUUGCAGCUGUAUUUUUCUUUCCCAUCUUUAUGUAUAUUUGUCGACUUGGCAUAGCCGGUGCAGCUAUUUCAACGGUUGCUUCGCAAUAUAUUGUAGCCAUUUUAAUGCUAUGGCAUCUUAGUAAGAAGACAUCUUUAUUGCUACCAAACAUGAAGAAUUUGCAAUUUGGUGGCUACUUAAAAUCUGGUGGUUUCCUGCUUGGGAGAACGCUGGCUGCUGUUUUGACAGUGACUUUGAGCACUUCAAUGGCAGCUCGUCUCGGAGCAAUUCCCAUGGCUGCUCAUCAGAUAUGUUUGCAGGUCUGGCUGUCUGCAUCUCUUCUCGCGGAUGCUCAGGUUGCUUCUGGUCAGGCUCUCAUUGCAAGUGCAUUCGCCAAACACGAUCUUAACAGAGUCAGAGUGAUUACACUAGUAGCUCUGAAGACAGGAUUAUGUACAGGGAUUUUGUUAGCCGUGGUACUAGGGCUGUCGUUCCCCUCUCUUGCAAAGUUGUUCACCAAUGAUGCCCAAGUGCUAGAUAUUGCAAGAUCUGGACUCCUGUUUGUGAGUGCCAGUCAGCCAAUCAAUGCUCUUGCUUACAUCUUUGAUGGUCUUCACUAUGGUGUUUCUGAUUUCCCAUAUGCAGCUUCCUCCAUGAUGAUAGUUGGGGCCAUGUCAUCAGCAUUUCUGCUCUAUGCGCCUUCGAUCAUCGGUCUUCCUGCAGUUUGGUCCGGACUGACUCUUUUCAUGGGUUUGCGCACGAUCGCUGGAUUUUUUAGGUUAUCGGCAAAAGAUGGGCCGUGGUGGUUCCUACAAGAUACACGCAAGGACAAGUCUUACUCUUUACACGGGCGACAAUGGGUUGUCUAGCUACAAUGUAAGUGAAGCUGUUGGGAUCUCGAUCUCGGUGUGACAUGCCCGUACGUGUUAAGCCACUUAAGCCAUGGUCAUGGUGUAGGUGUCGUAUGGUAAAAAUUGUAGCCAUCCAUAAUGAGCAAUCGUAGCCGCUAUGAAAUACUUCAUUCAUCUAAAAAAAAGGCUCCUAAUUAGG